This is a messenger RNA of Hyaloperonospora brassicae, 966 nucleotides long. The record is from the annotation of a GenBank genome assembly. Lineage: Eukaryota; Oomycota; Peronosporomycetes; Peronosporales; Peronosporaceae.
AUGCGUCUGCUAUACUAUUAUGGGCUCUCGGCCUUGGAACUCAUCUUUCUGUGCCAACCUGUGAACGCAAUCACUCCCACUGGCGGAAACCAAACCGACGCUGCUGCCCUCACGUCGUCCAGUUCUGUGUCUGCUCGUCUGGACACGACCGCGUUCGUCGCGUCCGAGCGUGGGACGCCACGCACUGCCGCUAGGGACCAGAAGGUCGACGAGAGGGCGUAUGAAUUGAAGCUGCCGCUUGUAUCAGAGUUAUUCGACUGGGCGAUAAUGAGCUUAGAAGGCCACGUGCACCCACGGGCACUACCGCUCGCUGACGAUGCUGCCAUGCACGUGAUCGAGGGCCCUGUUGUGAUUAGGGGGAAGAUUGUCAAAUGGAGAGAGUUCGAGCAGCUCAUGUGCAGGGAGCUCCAAAGUCAACAGGACGGCUGGAACUACCGUGACGCGGUCGAAUUUCUGACGAAACCUGUGCUGAGGGACGGCCAACAGGAGCCGCGCGUAGACCUCGUCGAUCUCGUGCACUUCUUCCAUUUCUUUCGAAGCGCCGAUGGCAUGGAGAAGCACGCCGACAGCAUGCAGAGGAUUCUAGCUGCCCGGUAUCCAGCGGAAACGUUGGUGACAAUGAUGCGGCUAUGGAUUCGGUCGAAAUUGAGUCCGGAGGUUGUUUACGGCAUACUUCCUGCUGGUUUAGAAGAAAAACUCAUGGAGGGCCGGCCGAGUGAACUCAGACGCUCCGUUUUCCGCGAAGCACGUGACAGCAUGGACUGCUACAUUGCUUUGUACCGCAAGUACGGGAACCCUGCUUACAGCGUCGAUGCCGAAAAGAAGCUGAUGAAGUUUUAUCGUGACCUGCCAGUAAGCACGCGGAGAAACAGUGACGGCUUGCCAGAAAGCUCACGAAAAGCAUCGGACACAAGCGCAACAACGAGCUCAGCUUUGUUGGGGCGUGACCCAAGAGAGAGGUCGUGA